CUUGUUGCCUCUCACCAAUCCGCGUUUCCCUCCUCUUGUCUCCUCCCACUCACCGUAGCGUCCUGGGUUGCCAGGCAACGGCAGGCUUUGUACAGGCGGAUGUCAUGGCGAAGAGUCACCGGGAGGCCGUGUUGGCUGCAGCCUGUGUACAGACCCCCGUCCACCCGCACAGCCGGACCCCGCUCACCCUGUACGAGAGGCUGGAGGAGGACAGACUGCGCAUGGCCGGCUACAAGGAGGACCGAUCGGGGGAUUCUUUUAGUUCAUGUUCUGAUGACGGAGACCACCCUUGCAAGAUGACGAGUUCUAAGGAUUGGGUUCUAGAUGUUUCAAGAAUGGAUCACACAGACAAGGAGUAUUACAUGCAGGUGGAGAGACUGAAGAAUGCUCAUGUGGAAAACAUGGAAGAGCUGGAGAAAAUGUACAAAAAUAAACUUAACCUGAAAGGAGUCCACAGUGGUGAUCCUGUCAUCAAAAGCACUUAUCGGCCAGCGUGGGAGCAGAGACCUUCUCAGCCAGAGAGACCUUCUCAGCCAGAGAGACCUUCUCAGCCAGAUGGAUUUAAUUGUUCCUCAUUAAAACCUGAAUUUAAUUGGAAUGUCUCCUCUGGUGUAUCAGAAGCAUCUUUUGGGGAGACGUCUGAUGGAGAAGACAGCUGUGACACACAAGAUUCCACUUCUGCCAAAGUGAAAAUCCUUCAAAUGUGGAAUGGAUUUGAAAUACAAGAUUACAUUAAGGACACAAAACUCGAUAAGCAAAAGUUAAAACGUAAAACCGACAAAGGCAAAUCAAAAGAAUGGUCUCACAGUGUUACCAUUCCAGAACCUUUUGAGAUGACUGUUAGGGAGUCCAAGAAAAAGGAGAUGAAUGCUAAAUCCAAAUUGGAGAUUGAGUUGGAGAACGCUUUGCUAAAGAAAAGACUGGAGGAAGAAGCUGAAUGUCAAAAGAAGUUCAGAGCAAACCCAGUUCCAGCUUCUGUCUACCUUCCCCUCUACCAUGAGAUAAUGGAAAGAAAUGAAGAGAGACGCAGAUUUGUAAAAGAAAGAAGCAAGGAUAUACUUUUGGCAUCUCAGAAACCGUUCCAGUUCACUGAAAGGGAAGAGCGCAAGAAACAAUAUAGAAAGAUGCAAUUUUUUGAUUUUGAAGAUUCAGUCAAUCAUUAUAAGCACUUCAAAGCAAGACCAGUCCCAAAAUCUAUAUAUGGAACCUCUGUUAAUGAGAGACUUAAGGAAGAAGAGCUCUAUAGAGGAAUUAGGAUACAUAUGAGAUCCCAGGAUCUCUUACGUACUUCCUCUUAUCCUACCACUACGCUGGCUUGUAAAAGUAGCACAAAAAGUUGCAAAGCAAAAUGUUCUGAAGCGGUAAAAAAAACAGCUAGCAGGCCUAAGAUAAAUACCCAGUUACCCAAUUUUCCGAUUGUGCAUCAAAAGAACCAGAAACGCCUUGUAAAAAAUAAAAAUAUCAAACAUGUGACGAUCUGUGACCCUUUUCAACUACGAACCGAUAAUAUUCCAUCUCAUAGGGAAAAAAUUCUCAAGGACAUUGAAGCUGAUGAAGAAUGUUUAAAAGAGGCCCGUUGGCCAUAUAAGUCUCCCAGGAGCCAGCCACAAAAAAAUUCCUUGAUGGUAUCUCCACGUGAAGAGGCUCAUGUUGUAAGUCCAAGAUCCACCGAAUCCUCUAAAAGAAGAGAACAGGCUGUUAGGAAGUUUCUUGAAGCACAAUUAAGAAAAGAAGAAGAUGAGAAAAGGAUCCGAGCAAGAAAGAAGAAGAGAGAGAAAUUACUGAAGAAACAUAUAACUAGAAAAGUUAAAUCUAUCCAUCCACAGCAAGCCAAAAACUCACAUAGUAAAUUAAAAGAACUCAGGAGAAAUGAAAAACAGAGGAUGGAAGAGUACUUUGAAGAGUUGGAUGCAAUGAAAGACCGAGUCUCCCAGACGCCCCUCCUACUGGAAAGGGUUCGAAAGGAAAACGCUAGCCUGCGUGCUGAAAAGCGUUACUCCGGUGUUCUGAAAGAUGCAGGAUUAUCUGAUGAUUAUGUGUUAACUAAAGGCCAAACACUCCAAACUUCAGGAUCAUUCAAAGUGAAUUCAGAUGAUGAAGAAGGAAGCUCACAAGGCACAUUGGAAAUAGAAGAUUUACAUGAAGAUGGUGAAGAUCAUGAGGCCUCUGCCAAUGAAUCUGAAGAAAAGAAACAGGAAUAUAGUACCGAUGAAGAUCACACUGAUAGUGAUUCUUAAUCAGGAUUUGAAAUCUAUAACAGGAGCCACAUUCAUAAGCUAAAUCUAAUUUUAAGGUUGGGAAAAUGUUCUACAACCCUCCUAAAGGGGUUGUAAAGGUACAUUU
Molecule: messenger RNA, 2343 nt
Organism: Rana temporaria (common frog)
Lineage: Eukaryota; Metazoa; Chordata; Amphibia; Anura; Ranidae
Gene: FAM161A
Product: FAM161 centrosomal protein A
Exons: 7
Coding region: 105-2237 (710 amino acids)
Biological process (GO): cilium organization
Cellular component (GO): photoreceptor connecting cilium; cilium; ciliary basal body
Source: RefSeq, a predicted model, not a curated record